AAAAAUGCUGAGUCAUGACGUGACGCACUCGGUCACGUGUGCGCGCGCAGCCGUCGACUCUCGGCGCCCCUAGAAAAGGGCUCGGGGGGGCGCCGCGGCUCGCACACAAAUUACAGUUCUGCGGCGGUGGGAGGCGCGCGGUGUACCGGAGGUGUCUCACCGGUGCAGAACCCGAGCGAGGAGCGCUUGACAUCCUGAAGCAGCGCGGAUCGCAGUUCCUGUUCUUCUUCCUGUGUUUGCACGCCACGCGCUGUCAGUGACCCGGGUGCACGAGGCAGCCGCUAAGUGCGCCGCGCCGCACUCCGCGGAGAGCAUUUCUUCUGUAAAGAUAUCGAGGCCGCGGUCAGUCUUGCUAGCGUGUUAGCCGGCGGCUACGAGGGAGGCGCGCGGGAACGGGCUUCGUCGGCAGGAACAACAAGCGCGCGCACGGGACGGACAUGGGGCUGCUGUCACAGGGCUCGCCGCUCGGCUGGGAGGACACGAAGCGCUACGCGGACCACGUAAGGAAACACGGCAUCGUGCAGUUCCUCAACAUCUACAACAAGGUGAAGGAGCGCCAGAAGGACGUGCUCAAGUGGGGCGACGAGGUGGAAUACAUGCUGAUGGCAGUGGAUGAAGAAAAUGAAAAAGUCCAACUGGUGUUGAGAGGAUCAGAAGUGUUGCAGACCCUUCAAGAAAAAGGGGAAAAGAUCAACCCCAACCAUCCAACCUUGUGGAGGCCAGAGUAUGGUAGCUACAUGAUUGAGGGGACCCCGGGUCAGCCAUACGGCGGCAACAUGUCCGACUUCAACACAGUGGAGGACAACAUGGGAAAACGGCGGAGGGAAGCAUUGUCUGUGCUGAAAGAAAACGAAACCCUCGGCACCAUAACGUCAUUCCCAAGGCUUGGUUGUCCUGGGUUCACCUUGCCAGAAUGCGAACCCACGCCUGUCGAAAGGGGUGCGUCCAAGUCUCUGUUUUUUCCUGAUGAAGCAAUCAACAGACACCCGCGAUUCAGUACCCUGACCAGAAACAUCCGACACAGAAGAGGAGAAAAAGUGGUCAUCAAUGUUCCCAUUUUCAAAGACCAAAGCACCCCAAGUCCAUUUGUGGAGACAUUCCCUGGUGAUGACGGUGAAUCGGUUCGUGCCGCGCUGCCUGACCACAUCUACAUGGACGCCAUGGGCUUCGGCAUGGGCAACUGCUGUCUUCAGGUAACAUUUCAAGCUUGCAGCAUAAGUGAGGCCAGAUACCUGUAUGACCAGCUGGCUACAAUAUGUCCAAUUGUGAUGGCCCUGAGCGCGGCCUCCCCGUUCUACAGAGGCUACGUGUCCGACAUCGACUGCCGCUGGGGAGUCAUCUCCGCUUCGGUCGACGACAGGACACGAGAGGAGAGAGGGUUAGAGCCGCUGAAAAACAACAAAUUCCGGAUCCAUAAAUCAAGAUACGACUCGAUUGACAGCUACCUCUCUAGCUGUGGUGAAAAGUACAAUGAUAUAGAAUUAACAAAAGAUGAGGAGAUCAACAAACAGCUGCUAGAUGCAGGGAUAGACAAACUUCUAGCACAACACAUUGCCCACCUUUUUAUCAGAGACCCCCUGUCCCUUUUUAUGGAGAAAAUAAAUUUGGAUGAUGAAAAUGAAUCUGAUCACUUUGAGAAUAUUCAGUCAACCAACUGGCAAACCAUGAGGUUUAAACCACCCCCUCCAAACUCUGAUAUUGGAUGGAGAGUGGAGUUCCGCCCAAUGGAGGUCCAGCUAACAGACUUUGAGAAUUCUGCAUAUGUUGUCUUCAUUGUUUUACUUACCAGAGUAAUCCUGUCAUACAAGUUGGACUUUCUAAUUCCCCUGUCGAAGGUGGAUGAGAACAUGAAAGUUGCUCAGAAGCGCAAUGCGGUGCUGGAAGGCAUGUUUUACUUCCGCAAAGAUAUUUUUAAAGGCUCCAAUCCAGUUAUUGAUGGAGCCUCAGCAACUCCAAAUGGCCUGGAGAACAGCGACAAUGGUGGCAGCAGCCUUGAAGAGUACACACUGAUGAGCAUUGACACAAUCAUCAACGGAAAGGAAGGGGUAUUCCAAGGACUGAUACCAAUUCUCAACUGCUACCUGGCUAACAUGGAGGUGGAUGUAGACACGAGAUGCACUAUCCUGAAUUACCUGAAACUUAUUAAGAAACGGGCUUCAGGGGAGCUGAUGACGAUGGCGAAGUGGAUGAGGGAGUUCGUCGCCAAGCAUCCUCAGUACAAGCAGGACAGUGUGAUCACAGACAAGAUCAACUACGACCUACUGCUGAAGUGUAACAGAAUUGCUAAAGGCGAGGAGGGUUGUCCUGAGUUAAUCGGGGACCCAGUCAGCAGAAACAAAUAGUCUUCUUGUUUUUUUUUUUUUUGUUUUUUUUUUUUAAAAAUCAUCAUAGUGCAUUAUGAUGUAAGAAUGUCCUCAUUACCAUUUGUACCUCCCUUCUGCAUGAAACAGAAGACCAAAUUUGUGGUUGAACCUAUUUAUAGUGGUCCAAUUUGAUUUACUUCUUGAACUACAGAAAUAUCCUGCUUGUAUUACAAUGGUCAGUAAUGUGUAGGGAGUUUGUAUAUAUCAGAUUUUUAUUGUUGACAAUUAUUUUAAUAGCAAGAGAAGUAUGUACAUAACUUUGAUUUUAUGGGUAACAAAGUUCUUGAUGGCUUGAGGCUAUGUACAUGUAACACUUGUACAAUAGCAAGAUAUUCUUAUAAAUGGAUUGUAAAUACUGUUACAUACAUUAACAAUGGUAUAUUCUUGCCAGAUUUUAGAUGAAACAAAAUGUCAGAUUUGGAUUUAAGUUAAAUUUUAGUUAGCUGAGUGGUGCAGCAUUGCCUUUAACAUACUGCUUUUUUUGUGCAGAAAUUGCAUCGGGACCUGAAUCUUACUAAUAUAAUUUGUUGAUUUAAAAAAAAAAAAGUUUAGAUAAAGGUAGUGUUCAAUAAAUCUAUAUGCAAUAUUUA
Molecule: messenger RNA, 2953 nt
Organism: Scleropages formosus (Asian bonytongue)
Lineage: Eukaryota; Metazoa; Chordata; Actinopteri; Osteoglossiformes; Osteoglossidae
Gene: gclc
Product: glutamate-cysteine ligase, catalytic subunit
Exons: 16
Coding region: 438-2342 (634 amino acids)
Biological process (GO): glutathione biosynthetic process
Cellular component (GO): glutamate-cysteine ligase complex
Molecular function (GO): glutamate-cysteine ligase activity; nucleic acid binding
Source: RefSeq, a predicted model, not a curated record